AUGGUCAGCUGUGAUGAUACGGCGGUAUGUAUUUUGAAAAGCAGCAAAGAAAUUCUCAGUUCUCGUCGUUACGCAAAUCGCGACGUACAAAAAAGACUUGGUGGAAUAUGUCCGGCAGUAGCGGCUGAUCAACAUCGUUCGUAUAUUGAACGAUUUGUUGAUGAAUGUUUGAAUGAAAGCGGUAUGCGACUCUGUGACUUGAGCGGUUUGGCUGUUACCACUAAACCUGGAUUAGUCAUUUCUCUUCGGGUUGGCGUUUCAAAAGCAGUGUCUUUAGCAAAAAAAGGACGGCUACCGUUGAUAUCAGUGCAUCACAUGCAAGCUCAUGCAACGAUUGCCACUUUGCUGAAACCAAUCUUGUAUCCUUAUGUUUCGCUGCUAAUUUCUGGUGGACAUUGUAUCAUAGCCGUAACCAAUGGACCAGAUGAUUUUGAUGUACUUUUAUUCAGCAUUUCUGGUAGCCCUGGUGAAUGCUUGGAUAAAAUAGGACGAAGCCUUGAUUUCACUGAUCCUGAAUUGCUACAUAUGCAUCCAGGAGCUGCCUUAGAAGUGAUGGCUUCUAGGCAUGUUCGAACUUUUUGUCCACUUUACAAACUUUAUUGCUUUCACUAUCCAGCUCAUUUCUAUCAUCGAUAUCUAAUCGAUAUUGAAAGAUUCUUGAAGAUGACCUUACAUUUCAACUUUUCAUGGAUUAAAUCUGCGUAUCUAGUCAAGAUUUCAAAGCAUUGCAAUGUCAAUGUACCGGAUUUUUGUGCAAGUGUACAGCAUUCAGUUGCGAGUUAUCUAGCAGAGAAACUUCGCCAUUGCUUGCAAUAUUUAAAUGAAUCCAAUAAGAUACCUGUUUGUAAUCGACUGGUUUUUGUUUCCGGAGGUGUUGCUUCAAACAAAUAUAUAUUGAGCAUGCUUAGAAAUGUUUGUGAAUCUCUUGGAUAUAAUAUUUUUGCUCCUCCACCAAUGUACUGCUGUGACAAUGCAGAAAUGAUAGCUUGGAAUGGUCAACAAUUGCUAGCAAAAAGAGCAGCUUCCAUUAUCUCGGCCGAAAAAAUCCCCCCAAGUAUUUUAGUCUCCUCACGAUCUCCAAUUGGCAUUGAUAUUUCUUCUGAGUUACGAAGAUAUCUAAAGAUGCCGACUGAAACAUCAGCAGAAGUAGCACUAAGGCAACGUCACACCUUGCGAUGUUUAUGA
Molecule: messenger RNA, 1185 nt
Organism: Thelazia callipaeda (thelaziosis nematode)
Lineage: Eukaryota; Metazoa; Nematoda; Chromadorea; Rhabditida; Thelaziidae
Source: the annotation of a GenBank genome assembly